This is a messenger RNA of Notodromas monacha, 4365 nucleotides long. The record is from the annotation of a GenBank genome assembly. Lineage: Eukaryota; Metazoa; Arthropoda; Ostracoda; Podocopida; Cyprididae.
AUGUGGGAAGCAUUCCUGAAUCGCGACAAAGGAGAUUACGAUGAUUCCAGUGGAAUCGCAUCAAUUUUUCCUUGGAUUUCAUCGAAGGCAGCAGCAGGAAUCUCAAGACUCAUUGCAGAAUGCCCAGAGCAUUUUGAGUCAAUAACAGAAGAAAUUGCAGUUGAAGAAGACUUGUGGAAAAAGUGGCUGCAAAAGCCGAUAGAAAUCCGGGAUUUUCCUCACGCGUCGAUUAUCUGCGAAGAUGAAACAAAUCUUGAUUCAGCCACUGAUCCCUCACUUUUUCGGACAUCAGGCAUCCAUUUUCUCAGAUUAUUGCUCUGUGCAACUGUUCGACCAGAAUGGACAUUGAGGGAAAUUGAGGGAUUCAUCAUUCGGGUUCUUGGAGCCGAUUUCAUCCAUCAACUUGCCCUGAGCAGGUAUGAUGACGUGGUAGAAGCCUGUGUUAAGAACAAAGUGUCAGUUCUUAUAGCAAGUGAUGGACCCUGGGAUUUGUCACCUGCAUUACUGAGAAUAUCGGGUAAACUUGGAGUUCAACUUCGACGUUUUGACAACAUUUCAAACUCUGAACGUAUGAAAUAUGGCACAUGGUUCCAAGAAAUCUUGCCGUUUUCAGAGCAAGAUUUCAGAGCAGCAGUCACGAUAGCUAUCGAGCUCAUUUCUGACUCGACAGCGCCUGAACUCACUUGGUCAAAUGUCGCCGAAGCCUUGACAAAAACGGUUUAUGGUGGACAUACAACUCACCAUGGAGACGAAUGUGUCAUCCAGCUUUACAUGGAACAAGUUUUCCAAAUAUUCGAUGAUUCGGAAGCCGGCUCCAUUAUCAGUGAAAUUUCCGACCUUCUGGGACCCGAUCAGUCCAUGUGCAAAAUCCUUGGCCUCUCAGCACAUGAUGACAAACUGAGACUAACACUUGGAGGAUCCGAGUUCAUCAACUGCUUGCAGAUUAUGAAGAAAGCAGUUCCAACAACAGGUAGUCACAUCAUUGAAGAAAAUUUGGAUUCAAUUGACAUAAUGACUGCCGAUGAGAUCCUUGAACGGUUGCCCGGCGAAGUGGAUAUUGAGACAUCUAGGAAAGCUGCUGAAGCGAAGGAAACAAAAAAGUCUGACCAACUGACCCAUGCGCAAAAAGGCGGGAAAAUUGGCAAACUAACCCCUUCGCACAAACACUCGGAGGUGAAACAGAAACCAGCCGUGGAACAGGAACAGCAAGAAGCUGAUGCGGAUGAUGAGACUCAAGUGAAAGAUAUUGCGACAGAAACGUCAGAUGCCUCGGAAGUUUCAGCGGAGGUGAAUAAUGAGCACAUUCCGGAAAUAACCACGAAAGAACCCGAGGAGAAAUCGAUGAGUCCCUUGGUUGAGUUUGCGAUGAAAGAAGUGGAAGCGUACAACAAAACUAUUAAUGCAAUCAAGGAAGAAUUAGGAAAAGAGGGAACUUUGCACUCCGAUUUUAUGGAGCAAUACGCUCACACUUUCCAAAAGUACAUCAAAUUUACUUCACCAAAUGCUACUCUUACUGAUGCAAUUGACAAAUGGUUGGUGCAUCUUCAAAAUCAGAAGCGACACUGCACUGAUAUGGUAAGUGCAAAGAAGAUAAAUUUCAUCCAUUUGGGCCAAAUGACUGCGGCUGGGACGUUCAUAAUUGCUUUUCAAGAAGCACAAGCCAAAGAACUUGGACUCUCAAAGCAUCCGAAUGUUUAUUUGACUCCAUCAAAAUAUCAUGAAAAACGCGAAGUUCCGCCGGAUUGCAAGGACACUUUCCUGGAAGGAAUGUUCAUAGAAAGUGGAGAAUGGGAUUCGAAAAAGGAGUUACUUACUUCCGUAUCAGACUCAAUCAGCAUCGCGCCGGAACUUCCACUGAUGAAGAUGAAUAUCUGCAUCGACUUAAAACCUUUAUCUUUUCCAAAGAAUGUUAUCAAAGUUCCCGUUUUCCCGCUUCCAAGGAAAUCUUGGGAUUUUGGAAGAGCGCCGAGUCCGUUGUGUUACGCGUAUUUGCCAUCAAAUGUGAGCCAACUUCGGAUGGUCUCAUUGAGGAGCAAUCUGUUUCCCGUGUUUUUCGGUGCUGUGAUAAUAAGUGUUUUUGUAUGUGCCGAGGCAUUGUCGGAUGGCAAGCAUUCGGGCGAUGGGCCGUACAAAGUUCUCAUCGUUCUUCCCUUCGCAAGCAAAAGUCACAAAAAUGUUCUAUGGCCUUUGGCUAUGGGCCUAGCUGGUAGAGGACACCUUGUGACCAUUAUAACUCCUCACAAGCCGUAUAAACAAGUAAAAGGAAUUACGGAAAUAACGCUGGAUGGCAUUUAUUCAAGUUUGGAUAACGCUGCGCAGAAUAUGUGGAGCGAAGAUGGUGGUCCUUAUGGGAAAGUGAAACUGAUCAGUGACGUGAUAUUCCAGUUCUGGGCUUACCGCCUGAUUGUGAUACCGAUUUUCAUCUUCUUCGUGGGCAAAGUCCUUUUCGUGGUUGCCCCGAAAUUACGUUGCAUCGUUUUCGCGAAGUACAUGGAUUUGUUCUCGCCAACUUACGACUCCAUGGUCCGAUCGAAAAAAGAGGAGUUCUUUGCUGAGCUUCAAGAUGUCAAAUCUGGAGUUCAGGAACUUAGGAACAAAGGACAGUUUCGGAUUUUGGAAAUCGGAGUUGGGACUGGUGCCAAUUUUCGCUACUAUCCGAAAAACUCCGUUCUGAUUGCGCUUGACCCGAACGAAUAUUUCUUGAAGUACUUCGAUAAAAAUAAGAGAGAAUAUCCCGUUCACCUGGAGAAAUUCAUCGUCGCUAGAGGAGAAGCCAUGAGGCAAAUACCCACCGGAACCGUAGAUGUUGUCGUGACUACUCUUGUAUUGUGCUCGAUCAAAGAAACGUUGAUCAAGCCAUUUUUGGCCGAAAUCCUUCGAGUAUUGGUUCCUGGGGGGCGAUAUUACUUCUGGGAUCAUAUCGAAGCGCCGAAGCAAUCGAGAGACUAUUAUCUUCAAAACAUUGUUUCCAGGAUGCUGUUUUGGUCGUAUUUCGGUUGUGGUUGCAAAGUUAAUCGGGUUAUGGACGCUGCUGUGGAAACAUGCAAUAAGACGCUUUCUCAUUACGCCAUGGAGCCCUUUUUGGAAGGAGCGAGAAGCGGAACCGCUCACUUCGAUCUUAUUGUGGUGUCUGCUUUCUUCAAUGAAUGCUGGUAUCCAUUGGCUAAAAUAUAUCAGGCCCCUCUCGUGCUGGUAUCCACCUCCGGGAUGUUCCCGUGGCUUUCACAUUCCAACGGAUUCAGGGACGUAACUUCGUUUAUGACCUCUCCGUUUUUCGAUGGCUCCAAAACGUUAUCUUUCCCGAAGCGAUUGGCCAACACGCUUGCUUAUCUGCUCUCACGGCCGAUAGAGCAAUAUUACUACUGGCGGCGUAUUGAUGCCUUGCUGCUUGAGAAGUUCGAAAAGAAGGGUUAUCUAGCUCCAUCUCCCACGCCGUUGGAAAAGCAGUUGAAUUCUGCUGAUCUGACAGCCAGUGCAUCAAUGACGUUUACAAACACGCAUGUUUCUACCCACGAUGUCAGACCGCUGCUGCCCUCAGUUGUGGAAGUUGGCGGAAUGCAUUGUGCUCAUGCUAACGCGUUGCCCAAGGAACUGGAGGAGUGGGUGUCCGGAAGUGAAGAUGGAUUCGUCUUAUUCAGUCUCGGUAGUGCCGUGAAUCCGUCUAAAAUUCCUCCAUCGCGCCGCAAAAUGUUCAUCGAUGCAUUUUCGAAGUUCCCGAGGUUACGAUUCCUGUGGAAAUGGGAUAGUGAACAGAUGGAUGGACUUCCCCCGAAUGUGAAGUUAUCUACGUGGCUACCUCAGCAAGAUCUAUUAGGACACAAACGGAUUAAAGCGUUUAUCACGCACGGUGGUUUGCUGAGCACGCAAGAAGCUAUUUACCAUGGCGUACCGUUGGUUGGCCUUCCCGUCGGUGCUGAUCAGCACAUGAACAUGGAGCAUGUGUUGGCUGCCGGAACAGGAGUGACGCUCUCUUGGAGUUCGCUGUCAGCAGAAGAAAUCAUUUCUGCACUGAAAACAGUCAUGUUCGAGCCAAGGUACAAAGAACGGCUGGAUCUUAAAUCGCGACAGUUCAAAGACCAACCGCAGCCCCCUGUUGAACGAGCUGUCUAUUGGAUGGAGUACGUCGUUCGUCAUAACGGUGCCGAGCAUUUACAGUCGACUGCUAAGAAUCUCUACUGGUUCCAGUAUUAUCUGAUAGACGUUUGGGCUGCCUUGCUAGUAGCUUUUCUCAUCUCGAUGUGGGUAUCAAAAAAGACAGCGACAUUCAUCUUCGGUAGUGAAAGUAAGUCCGUUGCAUCUUCCAAAAAGCAACAGAAGAAAAGGGAGAAAAGUGCGAAAGAGAAAAAGUCAACGAAGCAAGAGUAA